Daldinia caldariorum is the source of this 831-nucleotide messenger RNA. RefSeq names its product alpha/beta-hydrolase. The record is from RefSeq and is a predicted model, not a curated record. The transcript has a single exon. Lineage: Eukaryota; Fungi; Ascomycota; Sordariomycetes; Xylariales; Hypoxylaceae. The coding region runs from base 1 to 831 and encodes 276 amino acids. Gene Ontology annotation, molecular function: feruloyl esterase activity.
AUGCUAGUGCGCCUCGACCUCGCCGUCGCUGACAAGUCGGCAGGAUGUGGCAACGAUCCGAAGAUAGGUUCCCAGACAUACACAAUGACGGUUAACGGGAAAUCGAGGCAGUAUAUCAUGAAGCUUCCCGACAACUAUGACAAGACGCACCCCUACUGGCUCGUUUUCCUGUGGCACCCGCUUGGCGGCACCGCAACCAGGAUUGUGCAAGGGGAGGACCCCAACCGUGGCGGUAUAUUGCCUUACUACGGCCUGUCGCCGCUAGCCAACAAUAGCGCCAUCUUCGUGGUGCCCAACGGUCUCAACAACGGCUGGGGUAAUGCCGGCGGCGAGGACCUGACCUUCUUUGACGAGAUGGUCAAGACCGUCGAAGCUGAUCUCUGCGUUGACACCAACCUGCGUUUCUCGACAGGUUUCAGCUAUGGCGGCGCGAUGUCCUUCGCACUGGCCUGCGCGCGUCCUAAGAUUAUCCGAGCUGUGGCCGUACUUUCAGGUGGUCUACUCAGCGGGUGCGUGGGUGGGACGGACCCGGUACCCUACUAUGCGCAGCACGGCACGUCGGACUCGGUGCUCAAUGUGGCGGGCGGGCGGUCGAUGCGCGAUCGGUUCGUCAAAAAUAACGGUUGCACACCCGUGUCGCCCGAUCCAGCGCCUAACGGUGCCCAGUCCGUUAAGACGGUAUACAAGAAUUGCAAGGAUGGAUUUCCCGUCACGUGGGUAAUUCAUAAGGGCGAUCACAACCCGUCCGAGGCCGACGGCGGGUCGUCCACCCCGUUUGCGCCGCUUAACACAUGGGAAUUCUUCUCGCAGUUCACCCCGACCCCUGUAUGA